ACGUAAGGGAAUUGGAGAGGUUGGUGUGCCUUGCAGGAAGAGACAGAUAACAGUGAUGAGGACCAGGCAAAGGUACCAGAUUUUUUGCCGAGAUUUUUUUUCCCCCACUUGUUGUGUUUUUUUAACCUCUACAUUUACCCAGCCAAUUACUGAACUCGUUUGAAGUCCGUGACAGUAUAACGGUGCUCAUUCCCCUCCCUUUUCUGCACAUCGAGGAUUUUUUUUUAAAAUUUAGAUUGCCUCAUUUUUUUCUUCAGCCAUAAAAAGAAUGGAUCGUGACGUGUUGUAAGUAAGUAAGAAAGUCGUCUGGAUAUAUGUGGAUGAGCUAAGAUGACACUGGGUAUUUUAUGCGGCAGAGCCUGGUGACAUUUUCUUUUCUGCGCCACCGUCGGCUUCUAGAGAAAAAAUGGAUCAUUACCAGGAGGAGCAGUCGGUAAAUCCUAUUACCGCGCAGCACGGGACAGCGACCAACAGCGACUCCAACUUGGGCAGCGGCCUGACUGACCUCCAGCCACCUGCUUAUUUCAAACUGGAGUUCAGGAGAAACGCGGUGACCGAUGACUACAAAAUAACAUCUCAGGUCCUUGGCCUGGGAAUCAAUGGCAAAGUACUGGAGUGUUACUGCAAGAAAACAGGAGAGAAAUGUGCGCUCAAGAUUCUCUACGACACUCCCAAAGCCCGACGGGAGGUCGAGCUGCACUGGCGAGCUUCCGGAGGUCCCCACAUCGUACGGAUACUCAGCCUCUAUGAGAACAUGCACCAUGGGAAGAAAUGUCUCCUCAUUGUUAUGGAAUGCAUGGAGGGAGGGGAACUGUUCAGUCGCAUUCAGGCCAGAGGGGACCAGGCUUUCACAGAGAGAGAGGUGUCGGAGAUCAUGCAUGACAUUGGCAUGGCCAUAGAAUACCUCCACCACAUGGACAUUGCUCACAGAGAUGUAAAGCCUGAAAACUUGCUCUACACAACUAAAGAGAGCAACGCUACUCUGAAGCUGACUGACUUUGGCUUUGCUAAGGAGAUGACGCUGCACAACUCCCUGCAAACUCCAUGUUACACUCCGUAUUAUGUUGCGCCAGAAGUGCUUGGGCCAGAGAAAUACGACAAAUCAUGUGACAUGUGGUCUUUGGGUGUAAUCAUGUACAUCCUACUCUGUGGGUUUCCUCCAUUCUACUCAAACACAAGCCAGGCCAUCUCUCCAGGCAUGAAACAGAGGAUCAGGUUGGGCCAAUAUGAGUUUCCGAACCCAGAGUGGGCAGACGUUUCUGAGGAAGCCAAACAGCUCAUCAUUCAGUUACUGAAGACAGACCCCAGUGAGAGGAUGACCAUUGGACAGUUCAUGAACCAUCCUUGGAUUAGUCAAUCCAUGGUGGUCCCUCAAACACCUUUGUACACCUCUCAGGUUUUGACAGAGGACAAGGAACUAUGGGAAGACGUAAAGGAGGAAAUGACCAGUGCCCUGGCCACGAUGCGCGUGGACUACGACCAGGUGAAGAUCAAAGACUUGGAUACAUCCAACAACCCUCUGCUGAAGAGACGCAAGAGGCCCGUUCCUCCGGGAGCUGAUGGCGUGGAGGAAGCUGACAGAGGGGAUGGAGAUGGAUCAGGAGUGUGUAACAGUCAGAGAGAAGUAUUGUUUUCUGAAGAACAUGGUAACAUGAUCACGGAAGAAAAGUAGCAUUAAAACCAGAGUAGCAACAUUUUCCAUCCACAUAUCAAUUGUUGUACUUUACUCGUUCUUUGUGUUCCUGCACUCACUUUAAAGAAUGCCAUUUAUUUUUAACUCUUACUACUUAAAGUGAAAUAAAAUGUUGUUUUUUAUCUUUUA
Messenger RNA from Pelmatolapia mariae (spotted tilapia), 1822 nucleotides. RefSeq names its product MAP kinase-activated protein kinase 2-like. Gene Ontology annotation, biological process: protein autophosphorylation; toll-like receptor signaling pathway; response to cytokine. The record is from RefSeq and is a predicted model, not a curated record. Gene Ontology annotation, molecular function: calcium/calmodulin-dependent protein kinase activity; calcium-dependent protein serine/threonine kinase activity; calmodulin binding. NCBI's taxonomy places the organism in Eukaryota, Metazoa, Chordata, Actinopteri, Cichliformes, Cichlidae. The transcript has 10 exons. Gene Ontology annotation, cellular component: cytoplasm; nucleus. The coding region runs from base 407 to 1672 and encodes 421 amino acids.